Messenger RNA from Drosophila mauritiana, 2834 nucleotides. RefSeq names its product bromodomain-containing protein 7 (gene Brd7-9). The coding region runs from base 125 to 2710 and encodes 861 amino acids. The transcript is spliced from 4 exons. The record is from RefSeq and is a predicted model, not a curated record. Gene Ontology annotation, cellular component: nucleus. Gene Ontology annotation, biological process: regulation of transcription by RNA polymerase II. NCBI's taxonomy places the organism in Eukaryota, Metazoa, Arthropoda, Insecta, Diptera, Drosophilidae.
GUGGAAAAAAGUCACGGUCACACUGCUCAUGGCGUCUGUUCUUCGCCAACGAAUUUUUGUUUUUAAUUAUUUUGCUUACAAUUUUCACCGAUUUGCCUAAUUUUUCGACAACUGGGAGCCUAAGAUGGGCUCCUCCAAGAAGCACAAGAAAAACAAGUCGGAGCGACGCGAGAAAUAUGAAGAAUACAGUCAGCACCAGGACCCGGCUCAGCUGCAACGAGGUCUAAAGCUUAUCCUUAAGGUGGGCUCGAAUGCCACGCCGGAGUACAGUGCCAAUUCACCAAUGGUAGACGGAGGACCGCCUACAGCAGCCGAGGCCAUGAUGUCGCCAGUCCCCGAGGAACUUCAAGAUCACCAGGGCCACCGCGAGCGCCACAAGAAGUCGAAGAAAAAAAAGAAGAAGAAGGAUCGCGAGAAGAAGCACAAACACCACAAGGAGAAGCGCCACAGGAGCAGAGAUCGACAUCGGGACGCUGGAUCGGACGAUGAUAUGAUGGCCGGCGCUGACGAUGCCGCUUGCAGUGGAUUCGCUCCAUCGUCGGUCGCUCCACCGGCCGCCGAUCCCGAUUCUAGCCAAGAUGGAUUUAGCUUUAUGGACGAUGAUCAGUCACAACCGCUGCCAGAGAAUAUUUUGUUCUUCGCCGGCAUCACCACGGAUAACUCGCCAUCAAACUGCCCCGUAACAAAGCCAAUAGCUCCACGCAAGCUGGAUGAUAUUCUGAUGGGCUCUUCGCCCAACUCGUCGUCGUUGCAAUCUUCCUCCCUGGGCUUGAUAGGCAGCAGUCCCACCAAGCCACUGCCCGACCUUUUAAUACCUUCACCGUCGACGCCAGGAGGAGCCAACUCCCUUAAUGCCCUUACACCGAAGGCUCUCGAGGCGCCAAAGACGCCCAGUAGUUCCAGUGAGUCGGGUAGGGAGCCCCGAAGCUGUGUGCUCAAGCUAAAGCAGCAGAAAUCGCCGUUAAACAAACUUCUGGAGCACCUGUUGCGCUUCCUGGAGAAGCGGGAUCCCCACCAGUUCUUCGCGUGGCCGGUGACCGAUGACAUGGCGCCCGGUUACUCUUCAAUAAUCAGCAGACCCAUGGACUUCUCCACUAUGCGACAGAAGAUUGAUGAUCACGAGUAUACCGCUUUGACCGAGUUCACUGAUGACUUUAAGCUGAUGUGCGAAAAUGCCAUCAAGUACAACCACGUAGAUACGGUUUAUAACAAGGCAGCUAAGCGUCUACUUCAAGUUGGAAUGAAACAUCUGCAACCUGAGAACUUAAUGAGAAGCCUGAAACCACUGUCUGCUUAUAUGAGGGAGCUUACAGCCAGAGAACUUGGUUUUGAGUUAAGUUCGAACGAUUUGUCGAGGGAAAAUAACGAUUCGGCGGAUGAAGGAGCUUCAACGGGAGCGGAGGAGCCACGCACUCCUGCUCAGCUGGAGGAGGAGGAGCGCAAGCGAACUCUUCGUUUGGAGAAUGCACCCAAAACACAUUUCGAGCCUUAUGUAGACGAUUUAACGGGCGAAGAGAUCCUGGCGCAAGUGCAAAAUGCUGCCCAACAGGCCAAACAAAGAGUGAAUGCCAAGAAAAAUGCCCACAAGAUGGGUUUCCUGCGUCAAACGAAGGAUGGCAGCACCACCCUGAAUCUGGUGAUCAAAGAGGAAAACGAGGGUCCUGAAAGGGUAGUAACAAUUGGUGAUCUAGUUGGCAAACUGCAAAAGGGAAGCGCACAGCUACAGACGCGACAGAUUGACAAAAGGAAUGCCGUGCGGCCAGUGAAAUCCUUAAACUACGGAGCCUUUGCCAGCUUUGCGCCCACCUUUGAUUCCCGCUUUUCCACGCUGAGUGCCGAAGAAACGCAAUUGGUUUUGCGUACGUAUGGAGAUGCCUCCAGUGCGGAAUAUGCGGAGAGCAUCUUACAGUUCACCAAAGACUCUAGUUACGGGACCACAAUUGCAAAUGGUUUGCUGGAUAUCCUUACCAACGGAGAGCACAGCAAAUCCCUAGAUGAACUAUACAACAUGCAGCUACAUUCAUACGAGCAACGUGAGAUUGAAAAGUGUUUUGAACAGGAGGAGGAAACUUCCAACCAGCAGGAAACCACCGCCCAAAUUGAGCAAGAAUAUGAAAAAUACAAAAACACACUUGUGGACUUUAAGGGAUUGCAAUCUCUUGGUGAACUUGGCAUCGAUGUGAGCUUCUUAGACGGCAUGGAGGCUGAAAUGAAGAGCUACGAGCUCAAUCGUCGCAUGCACGAGCAUCUUAGUCAAAACUUGACGCUAAUCGAGAAGCUGCGAGUGGCGCAGCACGAUCGUUUGUCACAGCCUUUGCCGAAUCAUCUGGGUCUGGUGCAGCCCGCCGGUCAGGAGGAGACCCAAACUGCCCAGCAAUUGACGCAGCAGAUCAGCGAUUUGGCUAAGAAGUUGCCGCCUUCCGCCAUCGCCGAUCCCUAUGCCUUGCGAAAAGCCAUGGGCAUGUCCUUUGCUGGCUUGCCACCACCUCGACCCGUUUCUCCGCGCGUCCAGCUGCCUGAGCUGCUCCAACAGCCGGUGGCCCUGCCACAGUUGCAACCUGUGGCCAUGGAGAUCGACGAGUCUGAUGAACAGCAUGGCGGUGGAGAUCUGGAGAACGAACUGCGCGAGUUCCUCGAGAGCGGAUCUGGUCUCCAUUCUGCCAAUCCGGCGGAUGACAACAGCAUUGUUGCCCAGCUGUUGCUGAACUAGGAGAUCGGGAAAUCUCCAAGACGCGCGCUAUGUUUAUAAUGUAAGAUAAUGAAAUUUCUCUAAAUUAUUUUCAUAUAUUCAAUGCGUUGGCACUCUAAAUAAAAAUUAAGCUAAUAUUAAAGAA